AGGGAGUGAGAGAGAGAGCAAAGAGGGAGAGAGGGAGAGAGAGAGGGAGUGAGAGAGAGAGGAGAGAGGGAGAGAGAGAGGGAGUGAGAGAGAGAGAAAGAGAGAGGGGGAGAGAGUGGGAGAGAGAGAGAGAGGUAUACAGACUCAGCACUAGCAGUUCAAACAGUGCAGAGUGUGGGGAGGAAGGCGCACUCAGCACAGAAGCAGACUCUCUACGGCUUCUACACAUCCGCCACCCCGCCCCCCCCAGCCCCCCCCAUCCACCGCCCCCGUCUCUGACAGCCGCACAAUACAGCACCGGAUCGCCUUCCACGUGGCCAGCGGCUCGGGGAGAGGAAGAGGAGAGAGGGAAGAGGAAGGACGUCCUCCCGUCCCAUCAGCUCAGUCUGGGGAGGGCAGCUGACAGGACUGACAGGACCAGGUGCCGGGAGGGGCGUGAGCGCGAGAGGAAUCCCAAAAUACAGCUGUCCUUUCCCCCCCCCCCGGCGUCCCGAGAAACAGCCAGCCUCCGGACAGAGACACAGACAGGGUGCCCCGGAGCUCUGGGACCUGCGGACCACUGCUGCGCUCUCCAAAACCCGGAGGCUUCAGCACCCCGCGCCCCGCUUUGGGGGUCACCCCCGGGACACACGGAGCAGAGAACAACCACCCCACUGUGACCUGCCCCACUGCGCCCUGCCCCACCCUGCCCUGCCGUGCCCCGCCCUUGGUUCUCCAGGCUCCAGUGCCAUCUCUGGGCCCUCAAGGGCAGCUACAGGCCCUUCACUUCUGAGGAUGUGACAACCCACCCUCUCCCCCACCUCCUCUGCUCCCCAUCCCCCCAAAUACUGUUGAACAGGUAACAGGUCAAAAGGGGUCACCCACCCCAGUUCCAAAGAGGAUUCCAUUCUUGUCUUUCUUCCACACCACGUUUGUUGUCAGCCCGUCCCUAGCGAUGCCGGCCAAAACACCCAUCUACCUGAAAUCCACCAAUAGCAAGAAGGGCAAGAAAUGCCGCCUGCGGGACAUCCUGUCCCCGGACAUGAUCAGCCCCCCGCUGGGGGACUUUCGGCACACGGUGCACAUUGGGAAAGGCGGGGAGCGGGACGCGUUCGGGGACAUGUCCUUCCUGCAGGGGAACUUUGAGCUGCUGUCCGGGAAGGAGCGGGCCCCCCUCCAGUACGCGGGACACAGCGAGUACCUGAGGGCCAACAGCGCCUCGGACGCCUGCUUCAGCGAGACCCCCUCCCCCGUGCUGAAAAACGCCAUCUCGCUCCCCGCCAUCGGGGGGUCUCAGGCCCUCACCCUGCCCCUCAUCCCCACCGCGGCGCCGCCCCCGCACCCCGACCCCUUCAACAGCGCCCGGCCGCCCUCCCGCGGCCCCCCCGACGGGACGGAGGCGACGGAGACGCUGUGCGGCGAAUCGCUGCUCCUCUCCCUGGACGUGCUCCGCCCCAAUCCCGCCCCCGCCGCGGAGCGCGAGAGGAAGCCCAGCUUCCUGUUCGACUGUUCGCCCGCCAUCACCGCAAAGCUGGCGAAGUUGACGGAGACGAAAAAGCCGGAGGAGAACCGGAAGGCCGUCAACGGGGAGAACGGGUACGGAGGCAGGACCGAGAACGGGUACGACACGCCGCCGCCCGCCUACACCAACAGCAACGGCGGGAUCCGUCAUGUGACCGCGGCGCCCGAGCCCUACGCCAGCUGGCUGGACUGCGACGGCGUGCGGGAGAGCCGCAUCUGCGACUUUGACUUUGAGCUCUGCAAGGGGAAGAGCCUGUCCCAGGACUCCAUCUCCAAAAUCACGGGCUCCCUGCUGUCCCUGGAACUCGACCUGGGCCCGUCCAUCCUGGACGACGUCCUGAACAUAAUGGACAGACCGUAGACGGCAGGGGGAGGCGCCCCCCACCCCCACCCCCCACGAAUAAGAAAAGGGAAAUUACAAAUCGCCAACAACCGCUAAAACAAAGCAAGACUCAUGUCUGUAGAACGCGAGUUUUACAGCAUGUCUGGUCAAUUAGCCCCAAACCAGAAACCCUGUCUCUAAGCGUGGUCCUUCUUUUCUUCCAUAACCAUAGCUGUCAUCAUAGCUUCAGUGGAGUGUUUCACCUUUAUGUUUUAGCUUUCUGCUGUGACGCUUGGCAUGCCAGAUGCAUGUAAUCCAAUAACAGCAACUGCAAAACGUGGCCAUCGUGCCUUUCAUUAUCAGACUGAAUUAAACUGUUUUUUCUUAGUGUACUGAGAAACCUAUUUAAAUAUUAGAUGUAGGCCAGUAACGUUAAUAUCAACAGGAGUGUGCUGAGGACUUUCUGUGCUGUGAAUUUGAGAUACUGUCUGUGGCUUGUACCUCUAAUAUUAUAUACAGUGUAUUUUUCCAUUUUGUCUUCAGUGCAACAUCCUCACAUUGUCUCCUUUUAUUUUUAAAAGAAGUGCACGUACACACAGAGACACUGUACAUUUCUUCCUCCUAUUUAUGAUGCCCGUUGCACCACCUAGGCCCAAAAAUAACAUUAUAUAGAUAUAUAGUUAUACAUAAAAAUACUUACAUGUUUUCGUCAUUCUUUGAACAUAAUAAAUAAAUUUUGUUUUUCAUGCUC
Messenger RNA from Anguilla rostrata (American eel), 2573 nucleotides. It is a transcript of the gene cdc42ep3, whose product is annotated as CDC42 effector protein (Rho GTPase binding) 3. The transcript is spliced from 2 exons. Bases 935 to 1861 code for a protein of 308 amino acids. The record is from RefSeq and is a predicted model, not a curated record. Gene Ontology annotation, biological process: positive regulation of actin filament polymerization; regulation of cell shape; positive regulation of pseudopodium assembly. Gene Ontology annotation, molecular function: small GTPase binding. Gene Ontology annotation, cellular component: cytoplasm; membrane. Lineage: Eukaryota; Metazoa; Chordata; Actinopteri; Anguilliformes; Anguillidae.